AUGGGAGACACACAGCACUAUUAUCACUGCGAAGAUGUCAACUACCCAUGUAAAUUAGUCACAGAAGAUAUUCGUCGCACAUUUCAUAUGGCUAGAAAUAACUCUUUUCCUGCAGGAUUCAAGCCAAAUCAAACUCUCCUAGAAGCCCAGCAAACAACAUAUGAGAUAGAAAGUAGGUACUCCAAUAGGGUCCAGAAGGAAUCUAUAGUCAAGUUCAUAAAUGAUCAAAUUGGAAAACCAUCAGCACUCAUAAUUAAUGGCGAUAUCACUCAGAACGGAUGGCAGGAUGAGUUGGAGGAGUUCCACACAAACUGGCUUACCAACAUAUCUAUCCCCAUAUUGCUAGGUUUGGGGAAUCACGACUAUCAGAACAAUCUCAAAACAUGCAAAAAUUGCACUCACUCCAUGUUGCAGUGGUACACUUCCUAUCUAGAGAAAAUGUCCCUAAACUCCGAUGUUCAUAAAACUAAAAACAAAUCCGAGACAAUUGUAGCUGGCAGCAUGUCUUGGACAAAGAAAAUGUGCUCCGCAAAUGCAAAAACAUGUGCUCAUGUUUUGCAACUCAACAAUAAACUGGACUAUGAACUAGAUUUUGCGUUUGGUUCUGUGCACUGGAACAUCUCUUCUCCAAGAAGAUAUCUUCUGAAUGAAUUGAAUAGACUACAUAACACGACUCUUCCAAUUUUGGUGAAUAUUCAUCAACUGAAUGGGUUGGAUCAGCCGAAAAUGAAAAAGCUGCUUGCGAAACGGGUUUUUGAGGAAUCUGUAACAAAUCCAGAGAAAGUUCCAAAGAUUGCCGUGUUCAAUGCUCACUGGCAUGAGAGUCAUAAUGCCACAAUAGAGUGUAUUCAUGGAUACAAGGUUCCCUUCAUCUUCGUAGGAAGUGUUCCUAGGAACAGGUUUUCCUUCCUUCAAAUGGAUCAGAAUGAAGCAACGAUAACCGGUUACGAAGCAAUCGAUAUGACUCUAAGCAAGGGUGCCGGAUUCAGAAAGUUGGAAAGUGUGAAAUUGUUCGGAAAAUGCGAGAUAACAGUGAGACUGCAGUUUGGGGAAGUUUCCUCAAAUGAACCAACUCAUUUAGCUUCUCUAUUGGAGCCUUAG
Molecule: messenger RNA, 1101 nt
Organism: Caenorhabditis briggsae
Lineage: Eukaryota; Metazoa; Nematoda; Chromadorea; Rhabditida; Rhabditidae
Exons: 7
Coding region: 1-1101 (366 amino acids)
Molecular function (GO): hydrolase activity
Source: RefSeq, a predicted model, not a curated record